AUGGAGGUUCAGCCGAUGUUUUACGAAAAGGGGACAGUUGUAGAGACUGCCACAGGUAACAAAGUCAGCCGGCGUGGCACACAUUUAUUUGGAAGCACAAAUAUUGUAUUAAGCGGUAAAUCUAUUAUAAUGGAUGGUUGUAUUUUACGAGGAGAUCUAAAUAGUGUGCGUAUUGGAAAAUAUUGUGUUAUUGGAGAAAGAAGUAUAAUUCGGCCUUCCUUUAAAGCAUUUAGCAAGGGUCUUACUUAUUUUCCGGUUCAUAUUGGCGACUAUGUUUUUAUUGAGAACGAUUGUGUUGUUAUGGCUGCCCAAAUUGGAUCAUUUGUGCACAUUGGAAGCAACGCAAUUAUUGGUCGUAGCACUGUUUUAAAAGACUGCGUUCAAAUUUUACCGGAUGCUGUAAUACCUCAGGAUGCAGUGAUACCACCGUUUUCUAUAGUGGGUGGUAAUCCAGCAGUUAUCGUCGGGGAACUGCCGCCGAGUACACAAGAUCUCAUGAUGCAAGCGAACAAAAGUUUUUACGAGAACUUUGUGCCUUCUACUAAAAAAGCAUAA
This is a messenger RNA of Enterobius vermicularis (human pinworm), 555 nucleotides long. Lineage: Eukaryota; Metazoa; Nematoda; Chromadorea; Rhabditida; Oxyuridae. The record is from the annotation of a GenBank genome assembly.